Molecule: messenger RNA, 480 nt
Organism: Lathyrus sativus (Indian pea)
Lineage: Eukaryota; Viridiplantae; Streptophyta; Magnoliopsida; Fabales; Fabaceae
Source: the annotation of a GenBank genome assembly
AUGAGAUUUGAUAAAUACAUUCUCCUACAAUUACGAAAUUAUGCGGGGCAAAUAUUUGCCGUUUUCGCCUUUGCAAUUUUUGAGCACUAUUCAGGAAGAGCAAUGAUCCCUUAUUUUUAUGGUGAGGAAAUGGAAGGCUACGACGAGAGGUACUCGGAGGAAAUCCAAGCUGCAAUAGAUGCGGAAAGGGAAGAAAAUAACGAAGAAGAUCUGAUGGUUUAUGUUUCCGAGAAUGAGAAGACUUCCAACAACACGAAUAUUCAGAAAAAGACAAAAAUUCUCCCCCCGGUGGCGGAAAGAGGUCUUGUAAAUAUUCUUUUCGAUUUUCAAAGAUGGACUAGGCCUGUGCGAUAUAUAAAAAAUGAUCACUUCGAGCGGAUUGUAAGAGAUGAAAAUUCACAAUUUUUUUUCAAACAUGUCAAAGUGAUGGAAAAAAACGAAUAUCUUUCACGUAUCCACCUCAUUUAUCUACUUUUCUGA